Messenger RNA from Gordionus sp. m RMFG-2023, 2662 nucleotides. RefSeq lists its product as uncharacterized. The record is from RefSeq and is a predicted model, not a curated record. Gene Ontology annotation, molecular function: protein-folding chaperone binding. The transcript is spliced from 3 exons. The coding region runs from base 60 to 2177 and encodes 705 amino acids. NCBI's taxonomy places the organism in Eukaryota, Metazoa, Nematomorpha, Gordioida, Chordodea, Parachordodidae.
UUGAUUAUUAAUUUUAUAUUUGUCAUCGGGAAAUUUCUCCAUAAUUUUUUUUUUUAUUUAUGUCAUAUAAUCCAGGAAAUUUUAAUACUAAUCGCCGUUUCAUUCCAACUGGUCUUCCUGGAUGGAACAUGAGGCAUGAUAGCAAUACUGGAUGGCCACAACCUUUUAAUUUUGAUGAAGAGUUUGAUAAUAUCAAUAGGCAACCUAACAAUUUUACUAAUGCCCAAAGAAUAUUACUUAAUGAUGAUCCUUUACCAUCAUUUUCUUCACCAGCAUCUUAUUCAUCUUCCCCUAGCAGAGAAGGUAUAUGGGAUGAUACAAAGGAAAAUGACAUGAUGAGUGAUUUUAACAAUAGAUCUGCAUUCAAAAUAAAUAGCAACACUAAUCACUGGAAUAGUGCAAGAGAAAUACCCAUAAUAAGAUUGGGUGACAAUAAUGCAAAAUAUGCAAAUCAUCCAGAUUAUAAUAGUCAAUUUAGGAAUAAUUCAGAUUAUUAUGAUUUAAAAAAUGAAUUUGACAAUCAUAUACAUGAUCAGAAUAAUAGAUUAAAUAAUAAUUUUGGAAACAUAGAAAUCCCGAUUGAAGUAUGCUUACCUUCCAACAUUAAUAAACCUAGCUCUUCUAAAAAAAUGACUGAAUUUAAGCAACCAAAUUAUUAUGUACAAAAUGAAAUAAAAAAUACUUCCAGUGGUCCAAAUCAUUUUAAUCAUGUUAAAUCAUCACCCAAGGAUAUGGCUCAUACCCAAACUACAUAUAAUUCUCAAGAUAAUCAAAAUACUUAUGAUACUCAUCCUGACAACCAUAGUAAUAGGCCUAGAAGUCGUAAAAGAUAUUCAAGUAAAAAUAAGCAGGAUAAAAGAUUUCAGAGUAAAUCUCCAUCUCCUCAUAAAAAGCUGCCAGAUCCUCAUAAAGAAUUAAAUAAAAGAGCAGGUAGUCAGCCACGUAUGACUCAUUCUAACAUGAAGGAUAAUGAUACACCAAACAUAUCUAUAUCUCCACAAUCAAAAGAAAUAAAAUUAAAUGAUGCCAACUCUAAAGGUAAUAAAGGUUAUGAUGAUUUUUUUAAGCAGCCUUCUCUAUCACAAGUAAGGGAAAUCCCUAUCAUAACUACCAAUACAAUCAAGCAUCACAAGAAUGCUUGUGAUUCUCUUGAAGGCUAUAAUAGUAAUGUUCAAAAAGACUAUUACAAUGAUGAUGCUUGGAAUGAUCAGAUGGACAAAGGUGCAAAAAGUUUUGGUAAAUUAGAUUUUUCGAAUAAAGAUGAGCCUCAACCCUUAGGACAUAAUCAAAGAAAACAUAAAACAGGAAUUUAUAGAGAUAUCAAAAUAGAUGAUGCCAAAAAUGACGGUUUCAAACGAACUGGAACUCCACAUAAUUUUUUUGACCCUAAACAAACUCCCACCCAUACUUGGACCCCACCUGAAAAAAAUCAGCCCUCAUCCUACAAAGAAACAAACAUUCAACCUAAGCCAAAUGCUACAUUGAAUUCCACUCAUAUUAAUAAAAUCAAUAAGGAUACUGAUAACAAAGCCACUGGUAAAAUGAUUAAUCAAAACAAAGAAGUUGAUCAAAAUAACAACAUUUCUACAAAAAAUGAAAGUGAAUUAGAACCUGCAUCCGAAUUCAAUGAAGAAGACAUCACAGAAGGCCAUGAUUUAACUCCUGCCAAAAAAAUUGAAGGGCCUGAGGACAUAGUAGCUCGUAUCAAUAGUAGACUUGACGAGGAACUUCUACCUGCUGUUAAAUUUUUUCCCACUAAAGCAGGCCGUACAAGCAAAGAGUUUCUUUAUCUUGAUGAUGCCUUAACUCGUUGCCUCCUGAAAUUAGAUGCUAUAGAUUCUGCUGGUGAUACACAUAUAAGGAACCUAAGACGUGAGGCUGUACAUAGGGUCAAUGAUUGCGUUAAUUUAUUGGAAUCCAAGAUUAAUGCAGGCAAGGUACAUUCAACUUCUAGUAAGAGCAUUGAUGAAACUACUAAAAUUUCUGAUUCCAAUGGGGAUUCAUGGCAAGCUGACAAUGAAGACAUUAAACAGGUGACUGAUAAAGAUUCAUCAGAUGGUAAAGGCAGUAAGGGCAAAAAUAAUUCCAGUGGCCAAAGGAACACUGAUCAUACCACUUUUGAAAAAGGUAAAAAUAAAGAUAACUACGAUACGCCUCCGGAAUCCGCCGAAAAUUGAAGCGAAUCAACAAAUAAUCUACCUCUAAAUGUUUUUAUUUUAAGAACUGGGCAUACCACCUUUUUUACAUAAUAUUUCCUAUCUCUCUCUUUCUCAAAAAGAUUGCUUUUUAUAUAACAUAAUUUAAUUUAAAUUUGGCGCUCUUGACACUUGGUACAAUAAUAUAACCCUGUGGAUAAUUUAUUACAAAUAUUAUUUCACAUGAUAUUUUAUCAUUAUUAUAAAUUAUAUUUAAUUAAAAUAUAUGACAGCAGAAAAAAUAUUUAAAAAAAAUUAUAUUUUUAAUAUUAAUAUUAACGUACAAACGACAGUUUAUUUUUAAUUAAUAGAAUUUAGAUAUAUUUUUUUAAAAGAUCAUUACAUUUUUCUAGUCCUUUUAUUGCCUAUGUUACAAAUUUUAUAGUUAUACUUAUUAAUAUCUAAUUGAAUCAUAAAAAUUACCAAAAUUAUUAUAUUUAUUUAUUAUUUAUAGAAGUAAUUAUUAA